Messenger RNA from Microdochium trichocladiopsis, 1451 nucleotides. RefSeq lists its product as uncharacterized. The record is from RefSeq and is a predicted model, not a curated record. The transcript has 5 exons. Lineage: Eukaryota; Fungi; Ascomycota; Sordariomycetes; Xylariales; Microdochiaceae. Bases 33 to 1451 code for a protein of 472 amino acids.
AGAAGGUCCGCUAUCCACUUGAUUUCUUCGUAAUGGUGACCAGGAAGGGAAUCGAGCGGCUCCGCCCAGGGGAUUCCGAACCGACGACGCCACGUUGCAGAGACUGCCGCAGCCACCAUCUGGCUCGCAGAGCAAGAGAAGAAAGACGGCUCCACCACUGCAGCCCGGAGGACACGCAAGACUUCGAAGCGUAUGUAUUGCUCCAAGGGGGUACGCGAAUCGGGAGGAUACACAAAGUCGAGGAAGGCGAUCGGGGUUGGGCCGAUGACGUGAUGAAUGCGGUGCAGGAUGCUCGCUCGUGUGCUGAGAAUGCUAUCCCUGGAGAGCUGCUGGUCUGCAUCCAUGACUGCGGUCUCCAGCAUCGCCUCAACGAUGGCUUCAUCGACCGUACUGAGGCCAAUCGCGAUGUCAAGACAGGCGCUGCCGACCUUCGCGUAGAGCACCUCCUUGGUCAGCUCAGGAAUGGCCCAUUCGUCGGGGUUGAUGAUGGCGCGGAGAGCAAUGUUAACUGCGGCGAAGACUACUUCGUGCUCGAAGCGGAAGCGAUCGUCGAGCGACAAGAUGUGGUGGAUAACGCCCUCACAGAGCUCUUGCAGGAGAUCCUUGGUAUCUGUGUCCCAGUCCUCCUAGGCUGCCGGGACGCAGAGCUGGUUCUCGUGCAUCGCUGCGUUGGUUAUGCGAGUUCCGGACUCUCCCAUUCGACCUUGGUAUCGAUCAAGCAGGUGAUUGGCAUGAGGGCUGCAAGCAUCGAAGCCGGCCUCAGGGCCGAGUUGGGAAAGCCUCCUGUCCAUGUGAUCGCCCUGUCUGGUAUAUUGGCAGGUGCUGGAGGCGGUCUCGAAUGGUGCGCUUACCUCGGUGCUGGCUGUGCACCCGUGAAGCAGAUCGGGGUUGAUGUUGGUGAUGCAGAAAAGGGUGAUGGCCUGGUGAUUGCUUUUGGGGGAAGUGCCGUCUUGAGCACCUCCAGUGACAAGUGGGCCGGCUUCAACCCCUCCGCACAUAACCCCACCUGGCCACCUGUGGACGCUCGCACUCCCCUGGAGAUAUGUUCCUUCAGGCCCGAGGUGGUCUGCUUGGCCGCACAGACUCACCAAACAUUGAUGGAGGGAGGUCUGGCCGCCUUCACCGGACGCAAGUAUGAUGGCAAGCAGGUGUCGAGUAUCCCCAGCCUGCAAACAACUUUCGAGAGCAGCGGCCUGGGCAGCGCUAACCAAGUGCUGUGCAUGGCUUAUGACCCAGACCGCGAUUGCACCUUGGCGACCAACCCGCCGGGCGACACUGCCUCAACCAACUUACAAGCUGAGCCCUACAACACUUGGUCUCCCAGGAGUCGGCUCGUGAUCUAUAACCCGUGCAGCCCUCGUCCGCCCGAGCUCCGAGUCGCUGAAUUCAAAAUAUUUGAGGUUGCCGUCACUGACAAGGUGCGCCGGGCAACGGAGCUGUGCCAUCUUUAG